CACUCCGACAUGACAUAGGGCCAGAUGGCGGCAGGUAGUGUGCUUUACAACCUAUAAAUUAGGAUUGUCGGUAUGCAGUAGAUUAUGUGCAGAGCUUACACACUCAUUCCUGAAGCUUGUGUAUCUAUCCUUAAGGUCAAAUUGAGAAUAUGACCUCUGUAGAUUCGGAAAAGUCACCUGUGGCUUUAGAGACUGACACAAACUUAGAGCCAAAUGACUUCACCAAUGCAUCGCCAGAGACCGUGACCAGCGAUCGAGGGCUCAAGAAUGACCCACAAGAUCCAUACAACUGGCCGACGCGCCGCAAGGUUGGUAUCGCCGUGAUUCUGUCUUUUGGUCAGCUCGUAGGAAUCAUGACUGCCAGUAUAAUGGCUGCAGCACUGGACCAGAUCUCGGCCGAUCUCCACAUGUCAGACUCUCUUAUGCAGAUGGCCUUCUCGGUGUAUGCCCUUGGUCUAGGAUUUGGUCCUUUCAUCAUUGCGCCCAUGUCCGAGGUAUAUGGACGCAAACCUGUCUGGAUUGUCUGUAACUCUUGGUAUAUCUUAUGGAACUCGGUCUGUCCUCUAGGCAACUCAACGUUGAUGAUAGUUGCAAGACUACUGGCUGGCUUUGGAGCGGCGAGCGGAGUCACCUUGACUGGACCGGUCCUUGCGGACAUGUUCCAUGCCAAAGAUCGUGGCAAAUCUCUGGCCGUCGCGGGCUUCAUCCCAUACUUCGGGCCAGCCCUUGGCCCAAUCCUCGGUGGUCUAGUGGCCCAGCAUCUGUAUUGGGGUUGGUUCUUCUGGAUCAUGUCCAUAUUUGACGCAGGCGUGAUAAUCCUUGGCCUAUUCGUCCUUAGGGAAACCUGUGCGCCGGUUUUGCGACGUCAGAAGCAGAAACGUGCCGCGCAAGAAGGCCAACAUACGACCUUAUCAACAAGGCCAUUCAGCAAAGCCUAUUUCAACAAAAUACUUGGUCCCAUUCAGGUUGCUUUGAUGCGACCUAUCCGCCUGUUGUUGUUCCGUCCCUUGACUUUCUACAUCUCCUUCAAUUUCGGCAUCGAUUUCGCCAUGUACUUUCUGGUGCUCUCAACUUUUGCCACGAUCUAUAUUGACCAAUACAACGAGUCAGAAAGCUCGAGCAGCUUGCAUUACAUAGCCAUCGCGCUAGGUAGUGUCCUUGCAACCCAAGCCGGGGGGCCGUUGAUGGACCUUCUCUACCGUUAUCAGAAAGCCCGGUCACCUGGUGGCAAUGAGGAGAAACCAGAAUAUAGGGUGCCAUUGAUGGCGAUGGGCGCCGGAAUUUUCCCGGUCGGACUCUUAUGGCAAGGAUGGGCAGCGCAGACACGAGCGCAUUGGGCUGUAGUGGACGCUGGGGCAAUGGUAUUGACAUUCGCCAGCUUCAUAUAUUCCCAGUCGUUCUACGCGUACUUGUUGGACGAAUUCACUCAUACGGCAUCGGCAAACGCAGCUGUGAGGAUGUUUUCGUACUUCCUUGCGUUUGUCUUUCCCCUUUUUGCUACGCAGCUUUAUGACCGCCUUGGUUAUGGCUGGGGAAACACUUUGCUCGCCUUGGUAUUUGUGGUUUUGGGCUUUCCGUCAGUUGCAGGACUGUGGUUUUUCGGACCAAAGAUCAGGGGGUUGGGGAAAACAGAGGAAGCUGCGGUAGACAUUGACUAG
Truncatella angustata is the source of this 1658-nucleotide messenger RNA. Its product is annotated as major facilitator superfamily domain-containing protein. The record is from RefSeq and is a predicted model, not a curated record. Gene Ontology annotation, biological process: transmembrane transport. The transcript has 3 exons. Lineage: Eukaryota; Fungi; Ascomycota; Sordariomycetes; Amphisphaeriales; Sporocadaceae. Bases 150 to 1658 code for a protein of 502 amino acids. Gene Ontology annotation, molecular function: transmembrane transporter activity.